AUGAAGAAGAAUGGAUUGUGGGGAGCAUCCUUCGGAGUUCUUAUCCUUCUUAUGGGUGCAAGCUGGGAACAAGUUAUAAGCGAAUCGAAUAAGCAGCAGAAGGAAGAAACGAAUUCUUCUGUUAAUUAUUAUUGGGGUGGUAGAAAUGACUCAGGGUACCCUAGAAGGAAGAGGAAAAAUUUGCAAAAACAUAGUUUGUUCCCAGGAAAGGAGGAAUAUAGGAAGAGUAACACACCCAGCGGGAAAAGUGGAAAUGAAUCAGAGUUAUAUAGAAAGAAUUCACUUAUACAUGUAGGAGAUGGCACAUUUGGAAGGAAGCCAUCACGCUAUGCGUAUAUUAAACGUAACAAUGAAGACAAUUUUUAUAGAAAUGCUAGUAGUACUAAGGAUGCAAAUAAUAGGCUUAAUGGAAUAAUCAGUUCCUUUUUACAAAAUAUGAAAGCUCCUACGAUAGACAGAAUUUUAGAUUACUACGAAAUAGUGAAUAAUAAAGGGGAGUUAGUCUUUUCCUUAGAAUCAUACUAUGUGGACAUAUACACGUGCGAAGAAAUUGUGAAUUCUAUAAAGCGUAAGGGGUCAACGAAUUCUAGGGAUAAUCCUGGUGACGAGGAUCCGGAAAAAAAAGGAGAUAAAGAUAAUAACCAUAAUUCUGGGGACAAGGAAGAUUCCAUGAUAAAAAAAUUGUAUGAUAAUAUGGAACUGUUGAGGAUGUCUUGCUUUUCUAUAAAAUCUGAGUUACAAGGAAAAAUAAAUAGUUUAGAAUACGCACAGACAGAAGGUAACGAACAGGUUUCAGGAACAAGUAAUUCCAAAACAUACAAAUUAAUAGAAGAUGAAUAUGUAAAUUGCUUAAAGAAUAAUAGUGAAAAUGCUAAAAUGAUAAUAUCCAAUACUAUGAAAAGCAUCGAAGAAGAAUAUGGAAAAAUAUUUUGCCCUAAGGAGUGCAAUUCGGCUGUCUAUUUCGAAAACGCACGUUCGUACAUAUCGUACGUGAGUAAUAAUACCGAUGUUUGGUACAAUUCUAAUAUCAGCGAUGCGAAGGAAUUUUUAAAAUCUGCAAAAAGCAUUGUUAGUAUUAUUGAGAGAGAAAUGAGAUCAAGUAAUAUGCUAAGUUCUAUAAAGUUCCUACAAAAUGAAAUUAGUAACAUCAUAAAUAACUACAAUUAUCACUUCGAGAAUAUAAAGAAGGCUAUCAGCAAUAUAAAGAAGCAUGAAAAUUAUGAUAAACCUAGCAAUCUUGAUAAAAACACUUUGGUAGGGAAAAGUUUGGACUUGGCAAAAAAUAUGUCACUGUAUAAAUUUAACAAUGAGAUGUUCAAGAAGAUGAAAGAAUUGUACGAUUUUAAAAGUAAUAAAUUUAAGAGAAUAUUUACUUUCUUAGCAGACGCAUUAAAAGAUAAGAUUAACUUGUUUACUGAGUCGAUGAUAUAUGAGGAAAAGUACAACUCGAUAAUGGUAGACUGGAAGGUUAUCUGGGAAUAUGUAGUAGGUGAAUACAAUAAAAAUUUGAACGCUAUACAAAGUUACGAAGGGAAUGAAAAUGUAGAAGUUAUCAUAGUCAGAAAUAAGAUUAAGGAAAAGCUAGGAACGUUUAAAAGUAUGGCAGACGAGCUACAGGGCCUAUUUAAUAUAAUAGAAUUGAAGUAUGUAAUUAUCAAGUCAGAGAAAUCACUCGUUGAGGAACUGAAGAAUGACUUUAAAAAAGAUGAAAAGGGGGAGUACAAGUUCGAUGAUAUAAUAAAAUUAAUGGAACAAGUAAAUAGCAAAAUGAAUACAGUGCAGACAAGUUCCAAUAUUGUAAAUAGCACAUACAGCAACAUUAAAUCUAUAGAAUUAAAAAUACAGGACUUAGUUAGUUCUAUCUAUGAGCACAUGAACGAAAUAGAGGAUUUAAAGGUUAGGGGAUCAACUAAGAAUUAUAUUAGCGAUGAAAUGAAGUCGGAAAUGUUGUUUAUAAUGGAAAAUAUUAUCAAAUUAAAAGAAAUACUUUCCUUGGAAAAAAGAGCAGACGAAAAUAUUAAGGAAAUUGAUGAAUUAAUUAUGGGAACACCAUUAGAUAUGGAGAAAAUUAUAGAUAAAAAAAGUUACGCUUAUAAUAAUAUUAAAAUGAUUAUUAAGGAUAUAUAUAAAGACAAUUUGAAUAAAAUUGUACAAGAAAUAUCUCGAAAUAUGGGCAACUAUACAGAUUCUAUCGAUAACAGUAAUUCUGAGGACGAACUGGAUGAGGUGUUAAAAGGUAUAAAAGUUGAUUAUGAGAAAAUAAAAUCUAUGAAAUAUGAUGAUAUACCAGAAUCCGUGGAGAAUAUAACGAAUUUGCUAAAAAUUAUUUCAGACGCCAGAGAGGAAAUCUUAAAAAUAAAAUUCGGAGAAACUAAUAAAAAAUUAACAAAUUCAUUAGAGCAACUUAAGAGUGUUUACGAUAAAUUAAAAGUUAGCAUAGCAGAAUAUACUGCGGAAAAAAGGAAGAUUGAAGAAGACAAAGCGGUUAUACUAAAGAGGGAAGAAGAAUUUUUUGGCAAAGUUUAUGAUAAGGAUGAUGAUAUGUUAGAUGUAAAAGAUGCUUACACAAAUUUUCUGAAACAUAAGGAUAAUUUCUUCAAGAACAGAAACAAUGUGUUUGAAGAAUUCCAUACAACCAAAGAGGCCUUAAAAGUGGUAAGAAUUAAUUUUCUAUACUAUAUAAGUAUGCCGGAAAAAUAUAACAUCAUCUAUCAGAAAGAAAAUGAAAAUUAUAAGGAGUUAAUAAAAGAAAUUAACGACAAAUAUAUUGAUACGAAAUUGGAAGAAUACGAAUCAGACUUCAAGAGGAAUAACAAAUUAUGCGAUAGCAUCAUAAAAGAAGUAGACCAAUCAAAUAAAAAUUUGCAUAACCUGGAAAUUUUAAACAGGUCUAUUAAAGAAUGCACCAUUGAUAAGGAUAUGGUCGAAGAAUUAAUUAGGAAGAAUAAUUCACUAAAGGAAGAAAUUAUUUCCGAAAGGAAUGAAAUAGAAAAAGAUAAUUUCAUGGAACAAAAUGUAAAGAUAAAUUUAAUAGUAAAAUUAAACGACGCAAAUAUCACUCAGAGUAGAAAAUUAAAUGACAACAACUUGACGAACUUAAAGACACAAAUGAAGAACAUCGUCGAUUUUUACACACGCUCUAAGGAAAAAUAUAAAGAAUUAAACGAAACAGAGCUGAAGAAAAUAAAAGAAAAUGAUGAGUGGAAGAAAGCUAAGGAAUUGAUAUACACUCUUAAUGUCGAAUAUGAAAUAUUGAAAAAGCAAGCGGAUGAUCUCAUCAGCAGCAAGAACAGUGAAAUUAUAAAAUCGAUAAGUAACAGAAUAGUGGAAAAAGACAAAGAAAUAAAUGAACAAGUGGAGAAAGACGUAAAUUCUUUGGAUCAAAUUAUUGCAAAAUCUAAGUCGCCUAUUUUUGUCAGGGAUAUUAAUCACUACAAAAAUCAUCAGAAUAAAGAAAAGGCAAAUCAAAUUAAUGCGAAAGUGGAAGCUUUUGUUGUGAAGAUAGGAACAAGGAAGGAUACUUUGAACAAAAUUAAAGCAAAUUCUAAUCAAUACUUGGAAGAAGCAAAUGGAAAGAAGAAUGAAAAUAUAGAAUUUAAGGCCAAGGAAAAGGCCAUGAAAGAAUUGUACGAAAAAGUUAGAGACACAUCAGAAGAACUGAAUAAGACACUGAAGGAAAUACAUACCCUGAAGGAUUUACAAAAUAUAGAAUUAGAAUUUGAAAAGAGCGAAAUUCAUGAUAUGGUUAAUCAGAUUAUCAGUGAGGAGCAAAAGUCUGAGCAUGAAAUUGGAGAAAUCAAUUCAUAUAUAAAUACCAUAGAUGAAAUGAAGAAGGCAAAAUCGGCAGAAGAGCCUUUAGAUGCCCCUUUGUUCGUAUAUACUGAAUUUUAUGAAAAAGCGGUAAGCAGUCAUAAGAUUAUCAAAGGCCUUUUUAAGGAGGCUACCGAGUUAAAUGGCAAGUGUGAGAAUAACGAAAGUAUUAAAGAAGUAAAGGAAAUUAAAAAGAAGAUUGAUGGUUAUUUGAGAACUAUUUUAACAAAUAAUAUAAUUUUGCAUGAAGCAUUGGAGGAUAUUAAAAUUGUGAAGGAAAUGCUCCUUAAUAUGAAUAUUCCAGAAAUUGCGCGUCUUAUAGAGAAGUAUGCGGCAGAAGUGGAAAAAUAUUCCACGUUGUUGAAAACUGAAGAGACCAAAUCAAAUACACUAAUUGAAGAAUUAAAUAAAAAUUUAGAAAAUGCAUCGAACUUAAAAAAGAAAAUAAAUAAAAAUUUACCCAUCGAACAAAUCGAUGAAGUCGUGAAGGAAGUUAUGAAAUAUAAGGACGCAAUAGCAGAGCGCGAAGAUGAAAUGAAUACGUAUUUGAAGAAGUCCAAAGAGUAUAGGGAUAAUGCUUCUCUGUAUUACCGAAACGCAAGUAGUAGAAAGAAUAAGCUAGAAUAUUUGAAGAAAAGGGGGAAAGAUGAUGUAGAGCAGAUUGAUAUGGAUAAAGUAAAUGCGAGUGUGGAGCAAUGUAUGACUCUAGUAAAUAAGGCAGCGGAGAGUGAAGAAGUAAUAAGAAAACAUGGUGAAAGAUAUAUGGAAUAUGAAGGAAAAAUGAACAGUCUCAUAAAUGAAAUUUCCGUUUUGCAAAUAAGGACCAUAUAUGCAAAGAGGAAGGACGAGGCUAGCAAUAUUAUGGGAGAAAUUCAACAGUUGCAUACAGACAUGGGAAAAAAACUUAAGGAGUCUGAAGAAAAAUUAGCAAAGUGUAAGAGCGAAUCCUCAAUAGAUGAAAAAGCAUAUAUAUUGAAUAAUGAGAAAUCAAAGACAGCAUACAUGAACGUGAAAUUAAAUUUAGAAUUAAUCCAAUCUAAUUUAAGGCAGAUAAAAAAUGUAAAAGAGAGUAUGAAUAACAUUCUAGAAAAAUCGACUAAUUUAAAGAAUUCCAUAUUAGGAGCGUCUAUAAUUGAAAAUAAUAACUCUGUUGAUGUGCUGAAAAAGGAAGAAGUGCAUUACAUGCAGUAUUUGAAAAAUAUUGAAAAUGAGAAGAAGCGCAUGAUGGAUGAGAAGAGCAACGUGGAUGUUAUACAUGAUAAUGUCCUUAAAAUAGAAAAGGAAUUGGAGAAAAGUAAAAUUAAUUACGAAGAAGGCAUUUUGAAAUUAGCUAAGGAAAAGGCUGAUGAAAAGAAAAAACUUAUUGAGGCAAGUAUGGAGUCGUUAAAUUCGCAGGAGGCAUAUUUUACCGAAAUGUUUAAUGAAUCAUAUAUGCAGUUAUACAACAUAAAGGAAAAAUUUACAGGCUACAAAAAGAGCAUGAAAGAUUUGUAUGACGAGUUUGUCAAGUCGUACAAAGUAAUCGAAACUAAUGCUGGAAAAGUUGCAGAAGGGGUGGUAAAGUAUGAAGAAGCUAAGAUACUAAGGGAGGGAGCACAAAAGGAACAAAUAAAUAUAAACAAUAAGGAAGAAACUGCAAAAACGAAUUUGCAAAAAAUGAAACAGGAUGAAUUUAUGAACUUUCUAUUUCAUACAAGGGAAUAUGUGGAUAAAACUAGAAAAACGUGUGAAGAAGUAAAUACCAAAGUGGGCGAAGGACAUGGGGACAUUAAAAAAAUAAUUACAAGAAUUGGAAAAUUAGGAAAACAAGAAAAUAUAUUCGAUAUAUUAAAAAAAGUAGAGGAAAAAAAUAACAAAAUGAAAGAAAUUUCAAGGCAGUGUAAUACGAAUGAGGCAAAUAAUGCCUUUGGAAAGAUGAUAGAAGCGUCUAAUUUUAUGGGGAUAAAAAUAUUAAGAACCUUAGGAUCCGAGUUAAGCCCCGGGAUGGAACUAGAAAAGACUUCACAAACAAAUUCAACGUUAAAAUUUGAAUCGGAGGUAGAAAUAAAGCCUGAAAAUGAUGCCAAAUUAGAUGCCUACGUAAACCUGCAGACGACCUAUGGAUAUAUUCAAAAAAUAUUUAAUGAUUCAGAGGAGAUAGACAAGAAACAGGAAGAAAUGGAUGGGUGGUUAAGGGAAGUGAAAAAUAAAUGUCACGAUAUAAAAUCAUACAAUGAAUUAAAAAUUAAAAUUAACUAUACAAAAUAUAAAGGAAGUAAUGUCUUAAAUAAAAUUAAUGGUGCUUUUGGGAAGUAUGCUGAACUGGAAGCUAUCACGUGCAGCAUCGAGGACGAUAACAAAAUAAUAGACAACUCCGAAAUUACAAAAUUGAGGGAGUUGAGUGACACCUACAAUAGGAAGAAGAAGGACCAAGUAUUCAAAUCGCAGAUCAAUGAAGUAAAUGAAGAAUUUCAAGGUAUCAAAGGUAAUAUAGAUAAAUUAGGAGAACAAUUUGAAACAGUAGAAAAAUCAGAAUCACCAAGCGAAAAACGUAUCGAUGUGAACUCCGUAAUUCCAGAAAUUAGUGAAAAAUUAUAUAGCAUGAAUAGAAAAAUUAGAACAACUAUUACUAAUCUUAACGGGUUGCUAGAGGAGGGGAAGACAUGUGAGAAAUCGUUUUAUGCUUCCAUGAUAGCUGGUAUUAGUUCCCAAAUGUCGAAUGACUUAAUAUUAAUAAAUAACCAGAAGGAGGAAGCGGAGAAGUACGUAGAAUAUAUUAAGAAAAAUUCCAACUUAAUGAUUGAUGAUAUUGAUGAAUUAAAUAAAUACAUUGAUUCGAACAAGAUAAAUAAUUAUCAGUUGAAUAUUUUAGAAGAAGUAAUUAAAAGCGCUGCUGAUUUAAGCGAAAAUGAAAAAGAAGCAGCUGGAAUAGAUAACGAUAUAAAAAAAGAACUCGUAGACGUAAGUGGGGAUUUCGAAAUGAAUUCCUUAAAUAGCAGUAAAGCAAAAAUUAUGGAACAUUACAAGAAAAUGAAGGAUAAAAUAAAGAACAUUGACGAUAUUAGGAAAAAUAUAAAAUUGCUAAAAUUGAAAGAAAUGGAAAGUAGGUCAGAUAAAUAUUUAGAAAUAGCGGGAAAUUUUAAAAAUGUUUUAGAUAGUCAAAUAACAAGAUUGUUGGAUUAUGACGUGGUGCUACAAGAUAUGAAAAAAAAAUUAACGGAAAAUGAAGAGGAAUUGAAAGGUAUCAAUACUACAUACACACUACAGUCCAUCCAGAAGUUUAACAAUGUGUGUAACAAUAUUGAGACAAAUAUGCAAAAGAUACAUGAUGUAGAGGAAUCUAAUAACAAUGAAGAGAAACAAGUAAAUGCCUAUAUAGAAAAUAUUUCCCAUCUUAUAAGCAGAGGAAAAGGCUUGUUGACCGAUCUGGAUGAUUACGAUGCAAUAAGCAAUAGUGAAACGAAAGAAUUAACUGAUUAUACGACAAAAGAGUACAUUGAAAAUAUUAAGAGAAAAGUAAAUAAUGGCAUAGAAGAAUUUCAAAAUGUGUUGAAUCGCAUUGAGGAGAAUAAAUCGAAGAUAGAAUACAAUAAAAAUUUAAAUGAAGGCAUAUACGAAAUAUGGAAAAGAGCUAAUGCAAUCAAAGAAAACUUCUCUGAAAAUCUUCCAGAAAAUGAUAACUACUUUAAACUGGAGGAAUAUGUAAAGGAUAUAAAAAUAAUUCUGAACGAAAUAGAUGGAGAUGGCAAGAUAGAAGCAUAUAUCGAAAACAUUUCUCAGAGGAUUCAGGAACAAAUAAAACAUGCACAUAAUAAUGGUAAUAUAGAAUCUAUUUUAGAAGCCAAGAAAAAUAUUGAAUCCUAUAAUGAAGAGGCAAGGAAAAAAUUACAAUCUAUGAAGACUGCUCAUGAUGAAAUUUUAUUAAAGAAAAAAGACAUGGAUAAUAUAUUUAGUAUUAUAUCGGUAAGUAAGAAGAAUGGUGCGUAUAUAAAUGCGAAAGCAUAUAUUAAAGAGGUGGAUGAUUUAUUUGACAAGUUAAACGCGGAUAUACAUAAGUUGGAAACCUUCAUAAAUGAAACAAAAUUGAAAAUAAAUCUAUUAGAGGAAGAGGAAGUUAAGCUAAAAACUGAGAAUGCAGUUACUAGCAAUUUGAAUGAGCAGUCUGAGAACACUUCUCGUGAUGGGGACGAUGAACAGUUAAGUGAAGUCACACAGAAUCCAGAAAAUUCGGAAUAUUCUUCUACGAACUCAUUACAUAACGUGUAUGAAUUGGAAGAAAAUGAUCAAUAUGAUGCUAACCAUUUUGAUGAUAAUGCGAAAGAAGAAUCUGAUGAUGGAAGUUAUAAUUCGAGUGAAAAAAGCUCAGGGGAGGGUUUUAGAUAUGCUGCAGGAAUUACUGUAGCAUUUUUUAUUUGUUCAACUGCCGGAUACACAGUCUUUACAUAUAACAAUGAUGAAGUAGAGGAAGCUGAUUUCGAAAAAGACAGGGAGUACUUCGAGUACGAUAUAUAUUCUAAUAAACGAGAUGAAGAAGAAAUUAUUGAAGUUACCUUUGACGAAAGUAACGAAUAUAUAUGA
Molecule: messenger RNA, 8367 nt
Organism: Plasmodium knowlesi strain H
Lineage: Eukaryota; Apicomplexa; Aconoidasida; Haemosporida; Plasmodiidae
Product: reticulocyte binding protein (fragment)
Exons: 2
Coding region: 1-8367 (2788 amino acids)
Source: RefSeq, a predicted model, not a curated record